AUGAAUUUGUCGCUUGUUGAUCCGUUCGUCCUGGCCCAGGACUAUCCAGAUACCUUGACAGAGAAAUUACGGAGUGGCCAUGCGACAUGUCUACGAUUUAACCACACUGGCGACUACCUAGCAUCCGGACGAGUGGACGGUACUGUCGUGAUUUUUGACAUUGAGACAAACGGUGUCGCACGCAAGCUACAGGGUCAUACUCGGCAGAUCCAGUCUCUUAGUUGGUCUCGAGAUGGCCGGUACCUUCUUACAUCCUCGCAGGAUUGGAAGUGUAUUUUAUGGGACCUGAAGGAUGGCUCGCGCGUGCGUACAGUCAGAUUCGAGGCACCAGUAUACAUUGCGGAGCUCCACCCAUUCAACCAGUAUGAUCUUACUUCGUCCAAUCUUCUGGAGAUAUGCCUGAGUACUGACCACGCUUUUCUUCUGUCUAGCCUUCUUUUUGUCGCCUCUCUAUUCGAAGACCAACCCGUUCUCGUCGACAUCUCCUCCUCGAAACCAAUCAAGCGAAUUCUCCCCUCCGCGCCCCUCCGUCCCCAGCCUACAAACGGUGAAGAAGUUGAUCCCGCCGUUGCCGCAAAACAAGCCGCGCAGGACGCAAAACACUCGACCUGCGUCACAAUAUUCACGGCGUUUGGAAAUCACAUCAUUGCUGGUACCUCCAAGGGCUGGAUCAACAUCAUUGAGACGGAAACAUGCACGACGAUCCAUUCCAUGCGUCUCUGCAACGGAGUCGUCAUCCUCGCCCGCCUUGCCAACAAUGGGCGUGACCUCCUAGUCAACAGCUCAGACCGUGUUAUUCGCACCGUCCUCAUGCCUGACCUCUCCCAAUUGGGUAUUGACUUUGAGCCCUCCGCCAUCAAACUACAAGUGGAGCACAAAUUCCAAGACGUCGUCAACCGAUUAAGCUGGAACCAUGUCACCUUCUCAUCAACCGGCGAAUUCGUCACUGCAACUACAUUCAUGAACCCAGAUAUCUACGUCUGGGAACGCAGCCACGGCUCUCUCGUCAAGAUCCUCGAGGGUCCACGCGAGGAGCUCGGCGUGGUCGAAUGGCACCCCUCGCGCCCCAUGGUGGUUGCUUGUGGUCUAGAGUCCGGCUGCAUCUAUACAUGGUCCACCAUUAGCCCGCAAAAAUGGUCUGCCCUAGCUCCGGAUUUCGGUGAAGUUGAGGAGAACGUGGAGUACGUCGAGCGCGAGGACGAAUUUGACGUCCACCCUGCUGAACAGGUGCAUCAACGUCGUCUCGACCUCGAGGACGAGGAGCCUGACGUGAUUACUCUGGAUCGCGCUGAAGACUCCAUCGAUGCAGAACAGGCUGGUAUGUUUAGUGUGCCGGUCCUUCUGGAUAUCUCGGACAGCGAAAGUGGAGAGGAUAUCAUCGCAGUUGGCCCUGGUACGAUGCGCCGCCGUACUCCCGGCGAUGGAGAUGCCGACAAGGACUCCAAAUCUGCUGCCAAUAGUGUCGCUCGUGGCGCAGGCAGGAAUCGCCGGCGAUAA
Molecule: messenger RNA, 1497 nt
Organism: Penicillium cataractarum
Lineage: Eukaryota; Fungi; Ascomycota; Eurotiomycetes; Eurotiales; Aspergillaceae
Product: Set1-mediated histone H3-K4 methylation subunit Swd1
Exons: 4
Coding region: 1-1497 (498 amino acids)
Cellular component (GO): Set1C/COMPASS complex
Molecular function (GO): protein binding
Source: RefSeq, a predicted model, not a curated record